AAGCAAGUUAUUAAAAGUAGAGAGAAAAAAAGAGCUUGGUCUUGUAAUCUCCGGUUCUCCAUUUUUCUUCAACAGAGAGAGAUUCAGGUGCCAUUGUUUGAUAAAAAUUAGCGGACAUUUAAGUGGAAGCAGUAUGAGUUUCACUGGGCCUUCCAUGGGUUCUGUUGCAGGAACUGCUCGAAGGGCAUUUGAGUUUGGACAGACUUACGUGGUGAAGCCUAAAGGUAAACACCAGGCAACUAUUGUCUGGCUGCAUGGCCUUGGGGACAAUGGUUCGAGCUGGUCCAACCUCUUGGAGACCCUUCCUCUUCCAAAUAUUAAAUGGAUUUGCCCAACUGCCCCCCAACGACCAAUAACUUUAUUUGGAGGGUUUCCUUCCACUGCCUGGUUUGAUGUUAAUGAUCUUUCUGAAAAUGCUAUUGAUGAUGAUGAGGGUCUGGAUGCAUCAGCAUCAUAUGUGGCAAGUUUGCUGGCUACAGAGCCCCCUCACAUCAAACUUGGGGUCGGAGGCUUCAGCAUGGGCGCAGCAACCUCCCUUUACUCUGCCACUUGCUUCGUCCGUGGGAAGUAUGAGAAUGGCAACUCGUACGCUGUCAAUCUGAGUUCAGCGGUUGGAUUAAGUGGCUGGCUUCCCUGUGCAAAGACUCUUAGUAGCAAAUUAGAAGGGGUGGAGGGGGCUGUAAGCCGUGCUACAUCAUUGCCCAUUCUUCUUUGUCAUGGCAAAGGAGAUGAUGUUGUUCCAUAUAAAUUUGGUGAAAAGUCUUCCCAGAAGUUACGUUCAUGCGGAUUUCAAGAUGUGACGUUCAAAUCCUACACCGCACUUGGCCACUACACAAUCCCAGAGGAGAUGGAUGAAGUUUGUGCUUGGCUAACUUCAAAGUUGGGUCUUGAGGGGAAAUCAUAAGUUGCACUUCUAUUGGCAACUUUCAUAUGCACACUUAUUGCACAAAUAUGGAGAAUCUGCAUUAUCACUGUUAAAUGUGUUGAAGCACUGAAGAUUAGCAGAAACGCGUACUGACUGAUUCACCUUCUAAUAUUGUGUCUUUACAUUGUUCAGCAGUCAUUUUAUGCCUGCUGCUGUAUUAUCUGAUCAAGGGGACAACGAUGUUUUGGG
Lycium ferocissimum is the source of this 1114-nucleotide messenger RNA. RefSeq lists its product as uncharacterized. NCBI's taxonomy places the organism in Eukaryota, Viridiplantae, Streptophyta, Magnoliopsida, Solanales, Solanaceae. The transcript is spliced from 10 exons. The record is from RefSeq and is a predicted model, not a curated record. Gene Ontology annotation, molecular function: hydrolase activity. The coding region runs from base 134 to 904 and encodes 256 amino acids.